Messenger RNA from Theobroma cacao (cacao), 2166 nucleotides. The record is from RefSeq and is a predicted model, not a curated record. NCBI's taxonomy places the organism in Eukaryota, Viridiplantae, Streptophyta, Magnoliopsida, Malvales, Malvaceae.
UGUAGAGAAAAAAACCUUCACAGUUCACAAGUAGCUUUCAGUCUGUCCCUUGUUCUCGUGCUCCAACUGUUCUUCUUCUCUUCUUCUUCCUCUUCCAUCUCCACUUUCUCCCUGCAACUCAAAACCACUGUGCCAUCUUCAACCCUUCAAAAAACCUCUCCUAUUCUCUCAAAACCUUCAACAUUUCCCAUUUUCAGGUGGCCUUUCAUUCCCUUUUUCCUCAGAUCAUUUUAUUUUCUUCUCUAAACCCAUCCUUUUUUCAAUCCUCAAAGAAAAAGAAAAAGAUUAAUUUUUCUUUCGUCUUUGCUUGCAGAUGGCAUUGGAAACAGCCACUCCCCCAGCUACUCCAAGUGCCCAAGUCGUUGGACAUGCUUUUGUCGAGCAGUAUUACCACAUUCUUUGCAACUCACCAGAAUUGGCUCAUAGAUUCUAUCAUGAUUCAAGUGUGCUUAGCCGGCCAGAUUCGAAUGGUGUGAUGACAUCAGUGACAACCAUGCAAGGUAUUAAUGAGAAGAUUCUUUCCUUGGAUUACCCAAACCACAAGACUGAGAUUAAUACUGCUGAUGCCCAGAAGUCUUAUAAGGAAGGUGUAACUGUGCUAGUAACUGGAUGUCAAACGGGCAAGGAUAACUUGAAGAGAAAAUUUGCACAGUCUUUUUUCCUUGCUCCACAAGACAAUGGGUAUUUUGUGUUAAAUGAUGUAUUUAGGUAUGUAGAAGAUGGUGAACCUUUGGAGAAUCAUAAAGUUAAUGGUGUUAAUGAUGCUCCUAGAGUGCCUUCAACACCAGAAUCUGAGCCAACUCAAGUUCUGGAUCCUUCUGCCCCGGAUCCAGCAACUGCUCUUGUGGAAGAGAAUCAAAAUGUUGCUGAGCACGUUGAUGAGCCAUCAGGCCAGGAGAGACAGGUGGUCAAUGAAAAAGAGGCAGUUUCAGAAUCCCAGUCUCAUUCAAAUGGUAAUGAUAUUUCCAUAGUUGUUGAAUCAACUUCUUCUUCAGCCCAAGAGGAUACUCCAAAGAAAUCUUAUGCAUCAAUUGUGAAAGUACCAAAAGGGGGUUCAGGGCCAACUAGAGUCUAUGUGCCUACCAAUACCCCAAGAGUGACACCCAAGAAAGCUGAGAACCAGUCUCCUGUGUCUGCAGCAACUGCUCCACCUGAAGCAUCUUUACCUACUAGCGUUGAUGCCCCUGAGAGUAACAAUAUUCCUGAGGAAGUCACAGUUGAGGGCCACUCCAUUUAUAUUCGAAACUUGCCCUUCAAUGUGACGCCUAUACAGCUUGAGCAGGAGUUUAACAAGUUUGGACCAAUCAAGCAAGGGGGUGUCCAAGUUAGAAACAACAAGCAACAGGGAUACUGCUUUGGUUUUGUUGAAUUUUUGUCUUUGAGCUCCAUGAAUGAUGCAAUUCAGGCUUCACCAAUUGCAAUUGGUGAUCGACAAGCUGUUGUGGAGAUAAAGAGAACUUCAACUAGAGUUGGUAGUGGAAGAGGUAGCUUCCCCUCCAGAAGGGGAGGGUUUCGAAGUGAUAGCUUCAGAGGUCGUGGAAACUAUGGUGGUAGUCGAAGCUUUGGCAGAAAUGAAUAUGGAAACCGAGGUGAAUUUUCUGCUCGAGCUAGGGGUUCAGCUGGGCGUGAAGGAAGAGGAAGAGGUGGGCGUUCAAGUGGACCAAAACAGACUUCUGCUUCUACUUGAAACCCCAUAGAGUAAAACCUUUUUUUCCAGGCGGAAAAUUUUUUUGAUAGGGUUAGUGCUCAACAUUUUGGAUGAAUUGGGAGUUGGUGACUUUAUCUUAAUUGAUUUAACAAGGAUCAAAUGUUGGAAAGGACUGAGGCAAUGUUAAAGAUGAAAGGCAGUGCUGUACCUUAGGGAUAUUCUGUUAGAGAAUUUUGUGUAGGGCCUUUUUUUUACCAAGACAAACUCAAGGUCAUCCUCCAGAUUUCAUUAAAUUAACUUCUGAUUUUACAUUGAUGGGAUUCACCGAGUCUUUAGCAUGUGGUGGCUGUAGUGGGAUGACCCUAACUUCUUCAUAGAUUGGAGCUUCUUUUUUUUUUUUGUUUCACUAGGUGCAUACUGUUUUUUUUUUUUUUUGGAAUGGUACAUACUGUCUUUUAAUUAUUCAAAUGGGUAAUGAUGGUUUGACUGGAAUGAUACAUUGGGUUCAUCUUCCUUUC